Messenger RNA from Prorocentrum cordatum, 1224 nucleotides. The record is from the annotation of a GenBank genome assembly. Lineage: Eukaryota; Dinophyceae; Prorocentrales; Prorocentraceae.
GGCCUCGGGGCGGCGCGGCCGCGCUCUGGGUCGCCGAGCUUCGGGGGCGACGGCGGGGGGGCAAUGGGCAAGCGCUUGCCCAUAUGCCACUCUCCGCGCGCGCGCAAGCCUCUGCGCAGCUCAGCGGUGCUCAAGAGGCCCGCCGGCAUCCCGUACACGCCGAAGGCCCAGAUGAACCCAGUGAUCAAGCGCAACCAGAAGCGCCGCGGCCACCGACAUCAGGGGAAAAGCAAGGCCCACCCGAAUAGCCUUGUGAACCUCCUGAGCAUGGACGCGAUCGAGUUGGCGAAGAAGCUCCAGAACCUGGGCUUCAUGAAGAAGUGGGAGCGCGACGGGAAGCUCAACUACAGGUGCCCCAAGUGCCGUGGAAGUUCUGGCUAUGUAUCAGCGUGGAAAGGUUCCAUGUGGGAAUGUGGCUCUGGCAUUUCGCUGCGACAGAUCGUUGGGCUGAUCGUGUGCUUCUCCGAAGGUAUCGCGGCUACUCCAGCGUCGCAGCUGUGCGGAGUGGGCGAGAAGUCUGACUUCCGCUGGUACGGCAAGUUCAGGGCCUGCAUCGUCGCGAAGAUGGAGAAACUCCAGAAGUCGUUCGGCAAGCAGGGCGGGAAGGGCAUCGUCGUGGAGGUCGACGAAGCGUCCGUGGCGAGUGGCAGCGCAGGCCCGCCCCCCAAGAAAGGAGCGCCCGCGUUCUCGCACACGCGCAUCAUAGCUUUGCUGGUUCGCGGGCCCCGUAACAUCGUGAUCGAGCAGCUGCCCAUCAGGAAGCAGAGGUACAGGAUCAAGGGGUCGCAGAAGACGAUGAGCGGGGGGACAAUCAAGUUCGACGGCAAGAGGUUGGUGCCACCUGGCCCGCCAGCUCUGUCCAUCCCAGAGGGGAAAAAGUUCUUGACUAAGCACUUCAAGUCUGGCAUUCUUUCCAGCGACUCCGCUGCUACGUACGAUUCCCUUGUCAACAAGAGGAAGAUCUUCGGCAAUCGAGCGAAGCAGAUCGCCGUCGUUCAUGGGAAGGAAGAGUGGACGAAGAUGUUCAAUAUCGACGGGAAGAAGGUAUGGGGAGGGACGCAACACAUGGACGGCUUCUUCGGCAACUACAAGCAAUGGGCGAAACCUCGACACGUUCGUCGAUCUGAUGUGAUGCAGUACGUUCGUGAGUACCAGUACUGGUUCGUGACCAAGAAGGAGGACCGCCUGGUGGCGUUCGGGAAGGCUUGCAAGGAUUACGCCUGA